This is a messenger RNA of Linum tenue, 426 nucleotides long. The record is from the annotation of a GenBank genome assembly. NCBI's taxonomy places the organism in Eukaryota, Viridiplantae, Streptophyta, Magnoliopsida, Malpighiales, Linaceae.
AAUAUAGAUGGAUCAGUACUUACCGGCUUUGGUAGCGUAGCGACAGGCGGAGUUAUUCGAGGAGAUGAUGGUUGCCUCGUGCAAGCAUUUACAGCUAAUCUAGGCGAUGGAUCAAUAACGAGAGCAGAUCAGUUGACAGGGAUCGCCAUGGGCUUGCAGCGUGCUUGGGACGAGGGGAUAAGGAAGCUCGAAGUUCAAACUGACUCCAACACAACCCUCGAGCUCAUCCAGACUACAACGGCGCAACACCCGCAUUACACUAUUGUGUCACGGAUAAGAAGCCUAGUUGAGAAGGAUUGGCAGGUGACUACGAAACAUAUCUUCAAAGAAGGCAAUGCAGUAGCGGAUUUCCUUACUUCUUUAGGCCAUGAGUGUGAGUUGGGCAAGGAUGUGAUAUCACAUCCUUGUUUGAAACUAAAUUAUUAA